Molecule: messenger RNA, 2613 nt
Organism: Amoebophrya sp. A120
Lineage: Eukaryota; Dinophyceae; Syndiniales; Amoebophryaceae
Source: the annotation of a GenBank genome assembly
UGAGACACGAAAAAAUAUUUAUUGGAGAGAUGAUGGAUUUUGUUUCCUUGUCUCGUAUGGUUUUACCUCUCAGGUUUCUCGUUCUCCUCUCGUAAUUGCGGCCAACUAGAAGUAAAGCGAAAUUGUACAAGAAAAUGCAAACCCUCCUCGCGCACGCGCAGCCCGUUCGUAGUGCGACUGUGAAGAACUCUGGUUUGAUGCAAAAGCUAACCCACGACCUGACGAGGAGGAGGCCCCGUUGGUCUCUUCCCCGUUCAGCCGAGUUGCCCUGUCGACUGGUACUACGCAAGCAUUACAGUGCGUCGACUAGUACGUCAACAACCAGGCGAUGGAAUUCUGGUGCAUUUGAUGCUAACGCACGCGCCCCCAGCCAAGGGCGGAGGUUUCUUCAGAGCAGGUGCUUUUGUAGUUCAUCCUCUGCGCCGUCGUCGUGCUCUACCUCGUCGACGUCGAGCGGGAGUGGAAGUAACGUACCCAACAUUGGUGGACGACGAGGACCGCGACGGGAGCAGGAGUGGGUGGACGAGUCGCCGCCGGAAUCCCUUGUUGAUUCUCGUUAUCCAAGUUUCAAAGAGUUUCCUGCGACCUUGCGCUCGGUGCUGUACGGGAAACAAUCGACUGGCAGUUGUAACAACGCGAACUACAGCACAGCGGCCCGCGCUGGUGGACAAGCUGCGCGACCACCAUUACAGUACGAGGGGCCGCCUCACCACAAGGACGUUCCACCCGGAAUGAAUGCCGCACUGGCCACGCCACACCGACAAACAAGGAUUAGCCCACCUGGAGGCUUUCUAGCCUGCGUGGCUGCUUCACCCGAUGACGACGAGUUGAUAAGGAGGGACAGAACUACCUCGAUCAUGUUGAAAACCAAAGCGGGCGGCCUUCUCCCUGCACACCAUCAACUUCUGCAUCUUGAACAAGCGCGCCACUUUGCGCGGAAAAGCUCCGGAUCAAACCGUGACCAAUUUGACCGCAAGGACUCGACCGGCGGCGGGUUUUGGCAGCGGGUCCUCGGUGUCGGCGCGGCCGGGUACGCCGCGGUCAAGGUGCUGCCGGGGCUGAAGGUUGCCAUACCGCUCCUGAAGUUGUCGAAGAUGGGCCCGCUGCUGUCGCUUGUCUUGAGCAGCUUCGCCUACGCGUACGUGUUCGGGUGGCAGUACGGGCUGGGCAUGAUUUCCCUCAUCUUCGUGCACGAAAUGGGCCACGCUCUGAUGAUGAGGUAUUUCUAUUUGUAUGUUUCAGAUUCAGUCGCAGACUGUGUCUUACAUUCAGUUCGCCGACCUCUACUUGAGAAAAUGAAAAAUCGCCCGCCAUGCUCACCUAGGGUUACGGUUAUGUUUAUCCACUUCAUUAUCAUUGUCAUUCAGGUACCUGAAGGUGCCCGUCGGCCCCAUGGUGUUUCUCCCCUUUAUGGGCGCCGCCGUGGAGAUGCGGGACCAACCGAAGAACGCCACCCACGAGGCUUUGAUUGGGAUCGCCGGCCCGGUUCUCGGCUCCCUCGCGGCCGUGGCGCCCUUUCUGUACGGGCUGCAGACCGGGUCCCAGCUCGCGUUCGCCCUCGCCCACUGGGGGUUUCUGAUCAAUCUGUUCAACCUGAUGCCCGUGGGGCAGAUGGACGGUGGCCGCAUUCUGGGGGCACUGCAUCCCGGGUUUCUGAUUUGCGGCCUGGCCGGCAACGCGGGGCUAAUCUAUUUGAUGCCCACCGCGCCCAUGCUGUACAUAACGCUGCUGAUGGGCUGUUUCUCGACCUACCAGCGCUUUUUCGAUCCCGUGGACCGGCCGCCGGGGUUCUUCAACAUACCGAAUACCCAGAAGUUUGGCAUCGCCGCGGGGUACUUCGGCUUGGUCACCUCUCUCGUCGUCUAUGAGAUAGUACUUCUUCUAUUUCACCGUACUGGUACUACAAGGCGUGACAGAGACAGUCAGGAGAAAUGCAUCAUGUAUUUAUGGUAUUGUGGCGAACGAAAAGCAGGCAAUUUUCUGUGAAUCCUGUGUAAACUUGUAACAGUAAGAACAGGAGCUUUAUUCGCUUUGUCAUGCAAGGGCGCGUUGUGUAUCUGUACGGUGCACUUUACUGUUGAUAUCCUAGCGAUGCAGGUGAACGACCAUUUUCGGAAAUCGCCACAGCAAUUAAGAAUGGAGCAGGAGAGGGAACAGAAGCGGAGUAGGGCGAGUUCCGGCGGUGGAAACAGCAGCUCUAGUUCUGAGGAAACCAUCUGGAGCUACUUGGAUCAUGUGGAUAAAAACUACUGCUGACCAAGAAAAGAAAAUCUACUCCUCGAUAUCUCCUAGAGCACAAGAAGCAAGCUGCAUCAAAAUCAAAAGUAAAAGUGCAUCACUAAUCUAUCAGCGCCGGCGCGCAAAAUAAGUAGGUAAAAAAGUCGCACAUCUGUUUCUCUUCGUGUUCUUGUUGAAGUCGAAGUGGAGUGUUCGUCGAGUGCUGUCGAUGCCACUUGCGUUGGUACAACUACGACUGAAGCAGCUCCUGCAUUCUUGUUAGCUGGUGGUCGAUUGUGAAGACGCAACGAAUUUAGAAUGAAAUGGCGAACGACACAUUAAUUUGUGUUGAAAAUCAAUAAAGCACCAGCUUGACUGCAUAAGCAUAUUUUUACG